Molecule: messenger RNA, 1185 nt
Organism: Diaporthe citri
Lineage: Eukaryota; Fungi; Ascomycota; Sordariomycetes; Diaporthales; Diaporthaceae
Exons: 3
Coding region: 1-1185 (394 amino acids)
Molecular function (GO): hydrolase activity, hydrolyzing O-glycosyl compounds
Source: RefSeq, a predicted model, not a curated record
AUGAAGUCUCUCUCUGCCCUCGCCGGGCUCAUGGGCCUCGCAGCAGCCCAGUCAUGGCCAAACACGCCCUUCACUGCCUCGGGUCGUGACAUCCUCGACGCCUCUGGGAACGUCGUCACCUUUGCCGGCGCCAACUGGCCCGGUGCGGCAGAUGUUAUGAUACCCGAGGGCCUGCAGUACCAGAGCGUGUCCUACAUCGUGUCGAAGCUCAAGGAGAUCGGCAUGAACGCGGUGCGGUUGACCUACGCCAUCGAGAUGAUCGACCAGAUCUACGAGAACGGCGGCGAGGACAUCCCCCUGUCGCAGGCGCUGACCCAGGCGCUGGGUGAGGCGAACGGCACGACCGUCUUCGACCAGAUCUUGGCUGCGAACCCAGACUUCAGCACCAACAUCACGCGAUUGGGGGUCUUCGAUGCAGUAGCUGCAGGAUUGGCCGCCAGCGAGAUCUACAUCGUCCUGGACAACCACAUGUCCCAGGGCGCGUGGUGCUGCAACACCGAGGACGGCAACUCGUGGUGGGGAGACACGUACUUCUCCGCCAGCUCGUGGACCGCCCUGACGUCCCUGUCGCUCCGCAACGAGCCCCGCAGGCCCGACAACAACGCCACCCUGGCCGAGACGUACAACUGGCAGAACUGGUACGAGUACGUCAAGGAGGGCGCCGCCGCCGUCAGCACCGCCAACCCGGACGCCCUCGUCAUCCUCUCCGGGCUCGACUUCGACACCUUCCUGACGCCCGUCGUGCGCGGCACCGCCCUCACCCCGGGCACGGGCACCUUCUCGCGCGCCGACUUCGCCGCCGACAAGGUCGUGCUCGAGCUGCACAACUACGCCAACAGCGUCGCCGACUGCGCCUCGCUCGAGUCCAGCCUGUACAACAACGGCUUCGAGGCCCUCAACACCACCGCCGACGUCAACCACUUCCCCGUGCUCCUGACCGAGUGGGGCUUCGCCCAGGACGGCGCCACCUACCUCGAGCCCUACACCCAGUGCCUCGCCGAGUACCUGCCCGCCCAGAAGGCCGGCUGGAUGAUCUGGGUCGUUGCUGGUAGCUACUACAUCCGCAGCGGCACGCAGGACUUUGAGGAGACCUGGGGCCUCCUGUCGCACGACUGGAGCGACUGGCGCGACCCUGCGUUUGUGAACAGCACCUUGGCCCCGAUGGUGGAGGCGACCCUCUCGUGA